This is a messenger RNA of Dermatophagoides pteronyssinus (European house dust mite), 884 nucleotides long. RefSeq lists its product as uncharacterized. The record is from RefSeq and is a predicted model, not a curated record. NCBI's taxonomy places the organism in Eukaryota, Metazoa, Arthropoda, Arachnida, Sarcoptiformes, Pyroglyphidae.
CAAUCCAAGACUACAUUGUAAUCAUAAAGUUUUUCCCGAUGAAUUUUUCUGAUAUAGUGUAUAAAAACAUAAUGGCGAAUAUAAUGACAUCAAUCGCAAUCUUUAUGGUCUUGUUUUCCGGAACAUUGGCACAAUCAUUAUUUGUUGAUUAUAAUGAUUAUUCAUGUGGUUCAAGUCAAAAUGAAACCAAUGAAUUAAUCCAAGAAUUUAAAAUAUUUAAAAAAAAUAUCAACGGAAAUGAAAAUUUUAAAAAGAUUAAUGAUUUUAUUGAGAAAGCACGAUUAUUUCGUGAUAAUGCAGCCAAACAGAUGCUUGAAAUCGAUCAACAAUUAUUGACUCUAAAUGUAAUACAAAUAUCGCAACGUAUAAAACUUGAACAAAAUAAGAUUCAAUGUGAAAAAUUAACAAAAUUUUCCGAAUUACUGUCAAUGCAAUUAUUGGCUUAUGAAGUUGGAAUGUUUGAAUUUGCUGAAGAAAUAGAUCCGAAUAUUGAUUUUGAUCGUAAAAUGAAGAAUUUCUUAGACGAAACGUCCCGAUUAUUUAACUUGGCGGAAUUUGAAAAGUUGGAAAAGAAAUUUCGAAAUGCAACAUCGAUAGAAAAAUUGAAAAAUUAUAUCGAUGGGGAAUUGGUAGCGUUAAACGAUUAUAUAAAUGAAUUUUUAAAGGACAUUAUAAUGUCCGAAUUUACUGUUCAAUCACGUUAUUAUUUAAAUUUUUCGAUUGAAGAUCAAGUUCAAAUCGAUUCAACAUUGAUGACAUUUAGUGCAUUAAAAAUUCUUCUUAAUGACCUAAAGGAUUAUCUCGAGCAUUUAGAUAAUUAAUAAUGCUAAUUUUUAAUAUCAAAAAUAAAUGGACAGUUUAUCUAAAUGAAUUGAUUGAUUGAU